AUGAGAAAAAAAAACACCGUUAACAGAUUUGAAAAUCCUAAAGUCUAUACCCCCUACCGUUACCGUCGACCGAAUGUAAUCAGACUUCGAGGGUCGGUGUUACUAAGAAUUAUCGGUCCAACUCUCUUCAUCGCCGCAUUUUCGGCAGUUGUUACGACGCUUUAUACUCAUACAUCGCUUAAGCUGGGAAUGAGUCAAUCGUUUUCUACUUUGGUUGGUUUCGUGGUUUCGCUGUUACUUGCUUAUAGGACCAAUACUGCUUACGAUAGAUACUGGGAAGGACGUCGAUUAUGGUCCACAAUGACUGUAGCAAUUCGAAACAUCGCUCGAUGCAUUUGGGUAAAUGUCGAUGAGAGGGUACCCAAAGACCUGCUUGAGAAGAAAACCGCAAUUAACUUACUUUUGGGAUUCGCCGUUGCCACAAAACAUUACCUUCGUGAAGAAGAUGGUGUCAAUUAUGACGACCUCAAGCCUUUCAUCGCAGACAUUCAAUCCGAUCUCCCCGGUUUCAUUGACACUCAGGCUCAAUCCGCCAGCAAAGAAGGUCUUUCGUCAAAACAAACCACUUUUAAAUGGCUAAUGGAACUAAUGCAAAAUAAUUCAAAAGCUACCAAUCCUAUGUUACUCCUAAAUCACAAUCUCCCUUUAACAAUUACAUUGUAUCUUUCUUCCUACAUUCGUACCCAAAAAACCAAAAGCCCCCAGGCCACUGAUGAUGGAUCCAUCAACUUGAUGUAUGCAAACCUAAGUACCAUGGUGGAUUGUUUAACCAAUCUGGAGAGGGUACUAAGGAGUCCCAUUCCACGGGCCUACGCGAUUCACCUCUCGCAAACUACGUGGGUAUACUGUUUGGCAUUACCAUUUCAAUUAGUAUCUUCCAAUGGGUGGAACACAAUAUUAAUUACAUUCUUGGUGUCGGCGGUUUUGUUGGGAGUGGAAAAGAUUGCCGAAGAGAUAGAGAAUCCAUUUGGGAUUGAUGAGAAUGAUUUAGACCUGGAUGAUUUCUGCGGUAUCUUGAGGCUAGAAUUAUCCACCAUCACCGCCCACAAAAUUCCCUCGAUUGAUGAGUGGAUGUACAGCCCCGAUAAUCGGGUAUUCGAAAAUAACGACAUUUCGGUGCAAGAAGCAAGUAAGCAAUCGUUCAAUGAAUUGAGAAACUUACUUUCUGAUGAAAAUGAAAAGACUCGAUUAAGUGUGUCAACCGAAAGAUUGGCCUCGGUCAAUCCUGAGGAACAAGAAAAAAAGGAAGAUAAGAUUUCAAUUAAUGUGGAAGAGAUUAGUGAUAACAAGGAGGAAUUAAAAUAG
Molecule: messenger RNA, 1305 nt
Organism: Acaulospora morrowiae
Lineage: Eukaryota; Fungi; Glomeromycota; Glomeromycetes; Diversisporales; Acaulosporaceae
Source: the annotation of a GenBank genome assembly